Erigeron canadensis is the source of this 2193-nucleotide messenger RNA. Its product is annotated as acid beta-fructofuranosidase-like. The record is from RefSeq and is a predicted model, not a curated record. The transcript has 6 exons. Bases 66 to 2030 code for a protein of 654 amino acids. Gene Ontology annotation, molecular function: beta-fructofuranosidase activity. NCBI's taxonomy places the organism in Eukaryota, Viridiplantae, Streptophyta, Magnoliopsida, Asterales, Asteraceae. Gene Ontology annotation, biological process: carbohydrate metabolic process.
CAAUCCACGUUCUUCCCUCGAUCCUUUUUUUUGACCAUUUUUCAAAAACAGAGAAAAUAAGAAAGAUGGCUCCUUAUUCUUCAUCAGAAGAUGUUGAAGAUCCGACCCUUCCAAACUACUCUGAUUAUGCCCCAUUGCCCGACAUCAAUAAUGAACUACCCGCCCGCCACCCGAAAAAAGCAGCAGCCGCUUUUUUUCUCGUGUCUGCCUUCUUGGUUGUUGCCUUUCUAAUCUCCGGAAAUGGCGGAAGGCCUCGACUUUUCCCCAACGGCAACAACGAAGAGGACUUAAACAACAACAUUAAUUUUAUUAAUAAUAAUUAUCAUUCAUCAUCAUUGUCACGUGGGGUGUCUAAUGGCGUGUCCGAGAAAACCUUUCAUCCGUUAAUGUUGUUGUCAUCAUCAUCGGAUACAUCAGAUAACGCAAAUCCAUGGACUCCCAAUGUGUUGGAUUGGCAAAGAACUUCUUUCCAUUUCCAACCCCACGGAAACUGGAUGAACGAUCCUAAUGGUCCAGUAUACUACAAGGGAUGGUACCACUUGUUUUACCAAUACCAUCCGGACGCUCCCGUGUGGGGCAAAAUCGUUUGGGGACAUGCGGUGUCGAAAGAUCUCAUCAACUGGCGCCACCUCCCAAUCGCUAUGGAAACCGAUCAAUGGUACGACGAGCAAGGUGUUUGGACAGGUUCCGCAACCAUCCUUCCAGACGGUCAGCUUGUCGUACUUUAUACCGGGUCAACAAACGAAUCGGUCCAAGUCCAAAACCUAGCUUAUCCCGCUGACCCAUCAGACCCACUUCUCAUCAAUUGGGUCAAAUACCCCGGAAAUCCUGUUUUAGUCCCUCCACCCGGUAUAGGUGUUAAAGAUUUCCGUGACCCUACGACCGCAUGGAAAACCCCCCAAGGUAAAUGGCGUAUCACAAUCGGGUCAAAGAUCAAUAAAACCGGCAUUUCUUUGGUUUACGAUACCGAGGACUUCAAAACUUUUGAGUUAUUAGAUGGGUUGCUUCAUGCGGUUCAAGGUACGGGUAUGUGGGAAUGUGUUGACUUUUACCCCAUUUCAAAACAUGGUGAAAAUGGGCUUGAUACGUCUGUAGAUGGGCCCGAGGUCAAACAUAUAGUCAAAGCUAGUAUGGAUGAUGACAGAAAUGACUACUAUGCAAUUGGUACUUAUGAUGCACUUAAGGGAAAAUGGACCCCGGAUAAUCCUGAAUUGGAUGUCGGGUUUGGGUUGAGAUACGAUUAUGGAAUAUACUACGCCUCCAAAACCUUUUACGACCAAAACAAACAAAGAAGAGUUUUGUGGAGUUGGAUCAAGGAAACCGACACCGAAGUGUCCGACAUCAGAAAGGGUUGGGCUUCCCUUAUGGGUGUUCCAAGAACAAUUGUGCUGGAUAAAAAAACACAAAGCAACAUAAUUCAAUGGCCCGUUGAAGAGAUUAAUGCUUUGAGGACGAAUGUAACGGUUUUUAAGAAUGUUGUAGUGAAAGCCGGCUAUUUAGUACCUCUUAACCUGCCUGCAGCAUCUCAGUUAGACAUUGUUGCUGAGUUUCAACUUGACGAGGCGACAGUAUCACGAGUGAAUGGAGCUGAGGUCGCAUACAGUUGUGCUAGUAAUGGAGGAGCUGCACAACGAGGUGCAUUAGGGCCGUUUGGUUUUUCAGUCCUUGCACAUGAGGGACUCAUUGAACAUACCCCUGUGUUUUUCUAUGUUGCUAAAGGCCUUGAUGGAAAUCUUAAAACUUUCUUUUGUGCUGAUCAAUCGCGGUCAUCUACUGCUAGCGAUGUCGAUAAGUCCAUCUAUGGAAACAUUGUGCCAGUACUCAAAGGCGAAAAGCUAUCGAUGAGAAUUUUGGUGGAUCAUUCGAUAGUAGAAAGUUUCGCACAACAAGGACGGACAUGUAUUACUUCAAGAGUCUAUCCAACAAAGGCAAUCUACAAUGAUGCUCAGUUAUUCUUGUUUAACAAUGCCACCUCAGCAACAGUCACUGCUUCAGUCAACGUAUGGCAAAUGAAAUCUGCUCAAAUUUAAUUUUAUUGAUUAUUUAAGUUUCGUAUGUUUAAAGUCAUUUUUUCGAUCGAUUUCUUCAUUUUUGUACAUGAAAAUCAAGCAAACUCUGAGAAAGGAGGAGUCACCUUGUAAUUGAGUAUAAUAUGUAUAUGCAAUUGGUAAAAAUUCAUUUUAUUUCUUUUAA